Plodia interpunctella (Indianmeal moth) is the source of this 2037-nucleotide messenger RNA. Its product is annotated as piggyBac transposable element-derived protein 4-like. The transcript has a single exon. The record is from RefSeq and is a predicted model, not a curated record. The coding region runs from base 1 to 2037 and encodes 678 amino acids. NCBI's taxonomy places the organism in Eukaryota, Metazoa, Arthropoda, Insecta, Lepidoptera, Pyralidae.
AUGGAUCCUUUGAAUCCAAGUAUUAAUCUGCCAAGUUCGCCAAAACCUGGACCAUCAUCGGGUAUAAAUCCUUUGGAAGCUUGCAGUUCGCCGCAAUUCGGUACAUCAACUUCUCUGGAUCCUUUGAAUCCGUAUAUGAUUCUUCCAAGUUCACCAACACCUGGACCAUCAUCAGCUAUAGAUCCUUUGGAAGCUUGCAGUUCGCCGCAAUUCGGUACAUUAACUUCACUGGAUCCUUUGAAUCCAUAUAUGAUUCUUCCAAGUUCACCAACACCUGGACCAUCAUCCGCUAUAGACCCUUUGGAAGCUCGGAGUUCGCCGCAAUUCGGUACACCAACCGCAUUAGAUCCCUUAACCGUAGAAUUAGGAAGAAUGAUGUCUCCACAAGAAACUAUGCCAUUAUACGAUAUGGAAGGCUUAGAUUUUAUUGGUGACGAAGAACUAUACGGGAUUUUGACCGGCAAUAACGACGACACAUUGGAUGAACUUAAUAGUGCAGAUCCGAACGAAGAAACAAAUAUUAGCAAUUCUUACGAAAAUCAACAGGCCGAAGAGGAAGAAGAUACUUCUCCAGAAGAGACGACCGGGUGGUAUCCGGGUAAUCCUACAAAUAUGUCCAAUAUAAUCUUUACAGGGACAAGUGGUAUGUUGCCGCCACAUGAUGUAAACGUCAAAAGUCCUUUGGACUAUUUCUUUUUAUUCUUUAAUUCUCACUUUAUAAAUUUAAUUCUGGAGUGUACUAAUAAGUACGGUAACAAACUAAAAGCAACAGCGACUACUCCACGCGCUCGUUUUCGCAAGUGGACUGAUGUAAGUGUAGCCGAAUUCAAAACUUUUCUCGGUCUACUGUUGCUGAUGGGGACAAUUAAGCUAAAUAGACUAACAGACUAUUGGUCAACUCAUUAUUUGUUUCGUCUAUGUGUACGUCAAUUUAUGUCGAGAGAUAGAUUUUUUUUAAUUUUAAGAGCUUUAAACGUGCAAAAUAAUGAGAGAACCCAAAGUAUAUUUAAAAUAAAGUCGUUAAUUGAUUUGUUCAAUGACACGAUUGAUUCGGUAUAUUAUCCAUUGAGAGAAUUAACUAUUGAUGAAUCUCUUAUUUUAUGGAAAGGAAGACUUCGUUUUCGUCAAUAUAUUACAGGUAAAGCCCAUAGAUACGGCAUCAAGUUGUACAUUUUAGCCGACGCUAACGGAAUUAUUUUAAAAAUUCACGUGUACGCAGGGUCUCAAGAUACACAAGUAGGCGGUAAAAAUCAUAUUAAAAAAGUUGUACAUCUUCUUAUGAAAAAAUAUAUUGAAAAGGGACAUUCCUUAUAUUUAGAUAACUUUUAUACCAGCGUGGGGUUAUCUGAGGAGUUAUUGUGUAAAAAUACAUACGUAACUGGUACCUUAAGAGCAAACCGUAUUGGUAAUCCAACGGUAGUAAAAAAUAUAAAAUUAAAACCAGGAGAAUCGUGUAUAGUACACAACUGGAAAAAAAUUGUAGUAACCAAAUGGCAAGAUAAACGGGAGAUAUUGUUCAUAAGUUCGGAACACACAAGUCAAUAUAAAGCGACUACUAGUCGCCGUGUACGCACCGUCAAAUACAAACCGGCCGUACAAAUAAAAUAUAAUAAAUACAUGCGGGCAAUAGACCGACAUGAUCAGAUGUUAAGUUAUUAUUGCUGUGAGCAUAAGACCCUGCGCUGGUACAAAAAAGUUAUUAUACAUAUAAUACAAAUAUGUCUAGUAAAUGGCUUUUUGCUUUUUAACGCAAGAAACAAAGGAAAUGAAACAACUUUGUACAAAUUUAGAAUGGACAUAAUGGAGAAAUUACUGCCAAUGCCAAAUAGAACAGAACUUUCUCGGUCUCUAUCAGAAGGAAAAAUACAUUUACCUGCCAACUUGCCAAAGAAAAAUGGCAAUACCCUAAGAAAAAGAUGCAGAGUGUGUUAUUUGAAAACCAAAAAAAGAGUUUCUGUUUUAUUUGGCUGUCCUGAUUGCCCCGGAUUUCCGGGUCUAUGUAUUGAUAAAUGUUUUAGAGAAUUUCACAAAUAUUAG